AUCCUUACGGCGGUUGGAUCGGAGAGGGAAAAGGGCGGCGAGGAGGAGCAGCAGCAAAAGGGGCGCCGAGCGCCGCGCCGGUGAGGCCUCUGGGCAUGGGCAGAGGGUCCCCUUUCUCAGGCCUUCAUUUGGCCCCCGGGAGCAGGAGGCUGGACUAGCUGGGCCUCCGCUGACUUCCUUGGGCCUCCCGCUUCGACGGCUGAAGGGCUUUGCUUCCGCCCGAAGGCCGUCCCUGGAGCCGAUGGAUGGUCCACCUCCCUUGCCACUCCGGGAGCAGAAGAUGAACUCCGAGGGGAAAAGUUCCGUGCUGCCCAAAGGCCCCUCCCGGCUCCCUGUGUCUGGACUUCGCCUCAAGCGCCCGGCCAGCGAUGAGAAUGAGCCCCCCAAGGUGGAGCGGAAACGGGCUCGGGGUCCCCUGGAGCCUACCAAGCGGGCAGGACCUGUGACAGCAGCAGCCCCCUCCUUGCUGAAGCCUCCGCCAGCGGCCCCUGGGCUCCGAAGCCACCGCCAGGCCGGUGGGCGCCGCCGCUCCAGCACUCGGACACGGGGGACUGCGGGUCUAGCAGGGCCUUCCGUCACAGCAGGAUCCCGUCGGAUGGUGGUUGCGGCAGCCCCUAAGCCAGCCGCUGCUCCUGCCAGUGCUGGCGGGGGUGAGAAGAAGCGGGCCCCCUGGGACUUGAAGGGGCAAGUGAGCGACCUGCGGGCCAAAGUGGGGACCUACAAGGAGAAGGCCCAGGGGCUAGCCGGGGAGAAUGAGGCCCUGAGGCAGCGGCUGAACCAGCUGGAGGGGCAGCUGAAGGAGACGACAGGCCUCAGCCAGCAGCUGGAGGGGCAGAACAGUGCCUUGGCCUUGGAGCUGCAGACCUCCCGAGCGCAGGCCACAGAGAGCCUGCAGAUGGUGGAGGAGCUGGUGGAGCAGGAGCGGCGGCUGCAGGAGACUGUCCAGAGCCAGAGCCAGACAAUCCGGGAGCUGGAAACCGCUGGCCGCAAGGCCAGGGAGGCCAAGGAGGAUUUGGCUGCCCAGCUGGAGACCAGAGAGGCGGAGUUGCGCCAGGCGCAGGAGAGCCUGGCCCAGCGGGCGCAGGAGAAUGAGGUGCUGGCCGCACGCAAGGCUCAGCUGGAGCAGAAGCUGCACGAGUCGGAGAUGGAGCGGCGCUUCCUGCACAACGCCGUCCAGGAGCUGAAGGGCAACAUCCGUGUCUUCUGCCGCGUGCGCCCCCUGCUGAGCAGCGAGAAAGAGGCACAGAAGCAUGGAAUGAGCCACUUGCGCUUCCCGGCGGACGACAGUAAAAGCCUCGUCUUAUCCAAGGUGGAGGAGUCCCACGUUGGCCGGGAGCGCAAAGAGGACAUUGUCUACGAGUUCAACUUUGACCAGGUCUUCCCUCCGUCCAGCUCCCAGGAGGAGGUCUUUGAGGAGAUCUCUCUGCUUGUGCAGUCGGCCUUGGACGGCUACCACGUCUGCAUCUUUGCCUACGGGCAGACGGGGAGCGGCAAGACGUACACCAUGGAGGGCCCCGACUGCCGGGACCCUUCCGCGGCUGGCAUGAUCCCCCGCGCAGUCCAGCAGAUCUUCAAGAAAGCCCGGGAGAUGGAGGCCAAAGGCUGGAAGUACCAUUUUACCGCCAACUUCCUGGAGAUCUACAACGAGUCUCUGCGGGACCUGCUGGUGUUGCGCCCUGAGCGGGGCUCUGAGCUGGAGAUCCGGAGAGUGAGCCAGUGCACGGAGGAACUGCACGUCCCCAACCUCUGCUACGUCCCCGUUGUUUCAGAGGAGGAGGUGCUGAAGCUGCUUCAGAGGGCCAAAGCCCACCGCUCGGUGGCCAAGACCAAUCUCAAUGAGCGAUCCUCCCGCAGCCACAGCCUCUUCCAGCUGCGCAUCGAGGGCCACAACGCCAACCGGGAGCUGCACACCUCCUCUGUGCUGAGCUUGGUGGACCUGGCUGGCAGCGAGCGCCUGGACAAGUCCCUCUCCACAGGCGACCGCCUCAAGGAGACCCAGGCCAUCAACAGCAGCCUCUCCAACCUGGGCCUGGUCAUCACCGCCCUCAGCAACAAGGAGGCCCAUGUGCCCUACCGGAACAGCAAGCUGACCUACCUCCUCCAGAACUCCUUAGGUGGCAAUUCCAAGAUGCUGAUGUUCGUUAACAUCUCGCCCUCGGAGGAGAACUUUGCUGAGUCCCUCAAUUCCCUUCGAUUUGCCCGAAAGGUGAAUGAAUGCGUCAUCGGCACGGCAUCGAACAGGAAGUGAGGGCGGCGGAGGCGGCUGGUCUUGACCCCAUUCUUACUAUUUUUAUACUUACUUUGUAAUAAAUGUUUAUAUUUCUUCUUCCACUGCU
Zootoca vivipara (common lizard) is the source of this 2336-nucleotide messenger RNA. RefSeq names its product kinesin family member C1 (gene KIFC1). Lineage: Eukaryota; Metazoa; Chordata; Lepidosauria; Squamata; Lacertidae. The record is from RefSeq and is a predicted model, not a curated record. Gene Ontology annotation, molecular function: microtubule motor activity; microtubule binding; ATP binding. Gene Ontology annotation, biological process: microtubule-based movement.